CCCUCAUUAAUCCCCCUCAGAACAUCUUGAUCAUCAUGCGUAUCCAUCUUCUCAUCCCCACACUCAUCUCAGCGAUAGUUAGGUUCACCAUGGCCGCUCCUUCCAGCUCCUCCUCCUCUUCCGCGGUCGUCAUCAUUAGGCCCUCCGAGCUCCCAGAGAGCACGAUCGAGUUCCCAGCCUUUGACAUCCCGGGCCUCGACUACGCCAUCCUCGGCAUCGACUACGACGGCACGGCCGGUGCCUCGCAGCCUUACGCCCCGCCCACCUUCGAGGUUCAUCCGUCCACCACCGUCAAGGGUGCUUACGACGUCUACGUCUCGACCGGCAACGGAAAAAACCCGGGCGAGAAGGAAGUGGAGUGGAUAAAUGGGAAGGUAUGGGCGGGCCAAGUCGUCUGCGAGACUUCGAAUGCCUCGCCCACGUUCACGGAGAUCGACGAUCUGAGAUACAAGCUGCUCAAGCGCCCUCCCUGGUGCGUGCAGAGGAACGGCGGCGGAUCGCAGUGCACGAGGCUCGAGUCCUCCAAAGGCGGCGACGUCUCGCUGUGCGGAUCCCCCAGCAGGGCUGUCGAGUGCGCGGCUAUCUCGUGGGGUUUGAUGUGGAUCAAGCUCAUGUGUCCCAAUAAUGAGUUCAAUAGGGCCGGUGGAAUGUACAAGUUUCUCAUCAAGAAACACAAGUUGAGGGUGGCGCUUCAUUGA
Messenger RNA from Tricharina praecox, 698 nucleotides. RefSeq lists its product as uncharacterized. The record is from RefSeq and is a predicted model, not a curated record. The coding region runs from base 36 to 698 and encodes 220 amino acids. The transcript has a single exon. Lineage: Eukaryota; Fungi; Ascomycota; Pezizomycetes; Pezizales; Pyronemataceae.